This is a messenger RNA of Loa loa (African eye worm), 234 nucleotides long. Its product is annotated as neurogenic differentiation factor. The transcript has 2 exons. Gene Ontology annotation, molecular function: protein dimerization activity. NCBI's taxonomy places the organism in Eukaryota, Metazoa, Nematoda, Chromadorea, Rhabditida, Onchocercidae. The coding region runs from base 1 to 234 and encodes 77 amino acids. The record is from RefSeq and is a predicted model, not a curated record.
AUGACAGCACCAUCAAUAGUUGUAUCAAAUGAGUCAACAAUAACUUCGACGACAUUUGAUGCAAUCAAUAAAUCUCGAAUGCGACGUCAAAAAGCAAAUACACGUGAGAGGAAUCGUAUGCAUGGCUUAAAUCGUGCUUUAGAUAAAUUACGUCAACGUGUCCCAAUAACAACUCAACAUCAAAAACUUUCCAAAAUUGAAACAUUACGUCUAGCAAGCUCAUUUAUUAUUUAA